AGUUCAUUCAUAAAUCUAGCGGAGACGGACGAAUAACGUUCUAAGCCGUGUAUUACAUCUACGAAGAAAUUUGUGUGUGAUAUCCAUGUGUGUUGUGAUAAUCAGACAAAACAAUUGACUUAUACUUUAAUUAAUACCGAGACACAAAACUUAGGGCUGGAAUGGCAGAAUUCAUGUCUUUGGAAGGUGAAGUGUUUGAUGAUCAGAUUGUGCCGGACACAGAUGACUGUUUCUUACCCCCUAGCGACCCGAGACAGGGACUUCCCACAGUAGUUAAUAGCAAAACAGUUGAAGACUGGGAGAAAUAUAUCACAUUUCUGGACAUUCCAAAUGGCAAGCCAUCCCGCCGCGAGAGCUCGUCCCUGGUGGACGAGUUUUUUGAAGCUGAUUCCAAAGCCUCGCCGGAACUGCAUGCUGCCAAAAUGAUGAUCUCAGCUGGCCUAUCCCGGGGCUCUGAGUUGAGCAUGCUGAAAACUGGACUCUUAAACGCCACCAAGCAGCAACUGGUACAACACGCCAUCGAGGGCCCACGCCGCACAAGCUCGAGUCUAGUUGACGAAUUCUUUGAGAAGGAUCCGAACAGCUCAAAGGUCAAUACAGAAAAAAAUAAGGCACCAAGUCUACAAGCAUCCAAAUUCCAUAACGGUUUCGACAUGGAUGCCACAUUUGUCUCAUACGAAAACGCACUGGUACCAAUCAGCACAGAAAAGAGGUUCUUGGCUCCAAGCCCCCUUGUCUCGAGUUCCUCUUGUGCCAUGAAUACAACCCCGAGUGUUUCAAUGUGGGACAAUAUCAGAGAGUGUAUCAAUAUCUCAGACGAUGGCAGGGACAAUGAAAUGGACACUGACACAGCUGCAGUGCCUGUUAUAAAAAUAGAGGACACCAGCGAGAAACCUUCGUGUCAGUACCAGAACUCUAGUUUUGACAAUGUGCAUAUCAAACAUGAAAACCCAUCUAGUUGUAUGUUGGGUGAAUCUUCAGGUACAGAAUUUAUGGACAGACCGAAAACUCUGAACAUCCCUGUUCCCCAGUCAAUGAUGUCAGCCCCCUCCCCCCUCAUGCACUAUGUGUCCCAGUAUAGUUCCGGUGGCAUCGUCAAGUGCCACACCUCGAUGGGCCAGCAAUACAGUACCACCCCCACGCCCCCACACACAGUGCCCGUCCUCAUGCCAACGCCGCCAAACUCUGAGCCCGGCAGUCCCAGCACAAGUCUAGGGGACAUCAGAAGGACGCCACCGCCACCAUACCCUGGAAUGAUGGGCAGCAGAAUACCACUGCAGGGCGCAGUCAUGAUGAACCCUAUGUUGAGCAUCCCCUCCCCGGGGAGCCACAGAUCCCCAAAGAAGACUCAAAAGACACACCCAGGUUGCUCGACCAUCAAAUACAAUCGGAAAAACAACCCAGAUCUUGAAAAACGCCGCAUCCACUAUUGCGAGUUUCCUAGUUGCCGGAAAGCGUACACAAAGAGCUCUCACCUGAAGGCCCACCAGCGCAUACAUACUGGGGAGAAACCUUACAAAUGCCACUUUCAGAGUUGCCAGUGGCGGUUCGCCCGCUCAGACGAGCUCACAAGGCACAUCCGGAAACACACGGGUUCCAAGCCGUUCAAGUGCAAGGUCUGUGAUCGAUCGUUCGCGCGUUCGGACCAUCUCGCUCUUCACAUGAAACGUCACGAACCAAAGAGCAAGUGACUUGCCAAAGAGUGCGGUGAUGGUUUUGUCGGCUCAACAGCCUUUGUUGCCGAGUCAUGUGACACUCGGAGAAUUUUGUGCGACCGGAAACGGGAACAGCCGCGUUGUCAUGACGACAGCGGUAGUUUACGGUGUUUGAUGGACAGUGUUGGACACGUGGAAAGCAUGCUAGAUCCUCUGCUUGAAAUGUUUGUUGACGGUUUCAGUUGACAUCUGCUCAGGUUUUGAAGGCAGAGUUGGGGGACUAAAAUAGAUUAAGAGUUUGUUUACGAGCGAUGGAUCCUUGGUUUUGUCAGAAAUUGUGAUAGUGUUGUCAUAGACGGUUAAUCAUUUUAGAGUCUAUUUGUUCUGAAUUCUUGUAAUAUUUCAUUUUCCUCAGAUCAUUUUAAAUAUUGUUUGGUCAGAUAUAUUUGCAAGUACCUUUAUAUAUUGUUACUAUAGUAAUUGUGGACUUGUUGGACUUUAUCUGUCAGCUGUGUUGCUACUGUUAUUCUAGCUGUUAUGUUAUUGUCACGAAACUUUAGGAAUAGCUUUUACAUAUCAUGCCAUUUCUAUCAUUUUUUAUCAUCAUCACAGACCAUGUUUGUGGAACGAUUUUUUGUUGAUACUUUUUGUUAAUUUAAUUUCUUAUAUAUAUAUAUAUAGUGCUUAUUAUUACUAUCAGUUUGAUAUUUAUUCGUAAUUGAAAUAUGUCAAAUGUGCUAUUAAAUGUUAUUAAAAAUCGUUUGCUCAAAGGUUUUUAAUAAAAGAAAAGAAUGGUUUUCUGCUGUUGGAGACAUGUUAUUUCUUGGUUUGUUGGUAUAACGAGUCGAACAAGACGCAUGGAUUAUCAGAUGAAAUUUGAAAAAAACUUUUUAACAACAUGUUUGUCACGUGAUGUACAUUCUGCUGUUGUUUAUCUUAGAAUUCCACUAGCACAGAACGGGUCUUUUCUUUCAAACAAAAUGCAGCUGUAUCUUUAACAGGACAGUUGAUCUUGCAUCACAUGCCAAGUAAAUGCUCGCUAUCAGACGCAAUGUAAUUUUUCACACAAUUUUGGGAUACGGUUGCUUUGCGCUAGACAAAAUCCACAUUAAUUAAAUGAUGACGCUAUGAUCACAUUACUAAUGUUAAUACAAACGGCGACUUCUAUGUACACUUAUGUUAAUAUUACAUAACUAUUUGCCUUCUUGCAGACAGAUCUUUGUGAUAAGAGUUUGAUAAGACGAUGUUUGAUCUACUGUAAAUGCUGUUACAUACAAAGAUAACUAAGUUUUUAUAUUAUUUUCUGUCUGACGUGCUUGUACGAUGGUUAAAUUUAUAUAAAAUAAAAAAUACUAUUUUCUA
Mya arenaria is the source of this 3017-nucleotide messenger RNA. Its product is annotated as Krueppel-like factor 8. Gene Ontology annotation, biological process: regulation of transcription by RNA polymerase II. The transcript is spliced from 3 exons. Gene Ontology annotation, molecular function: DNA-binding transcription factor activity, RNA polymerase II-specific; RNA polymerase II cis-regulatory region sequence-specific DNA binding. The record is from RefSeq and is a predicted model, not a curated record. The coding region runs from base 162 to 1691 and encodes 509 amino acids. Lineage: Eukaryota; Metazoa; Mollusca; Bivalvia; Myida; Myidae.